Molecule: messenger RNA, 1317 nt
Organism: Mollisia scopiformis
Lineage: Eukaryota; Fungi; Ascomycota; Leotiomycetes; Helotiales; Mollisiaceae
Exons: 2
Biological process (GO): cell division
Cellular component (GO): plasma membrane
Source: RefSeq, a predicted model, not a curated record
GACCCCAAGCUUCUCUAUGCUAUCAACGGCAUCAAUGCCUACCACAUCGAAAAUGGCAAAGAGGAAUGCCUCACACCGGCAGGUCCUCAGACCUUGUCUCUAUUAAUGGUCCCCACAUCCUCACCCUUCUCCGGUCUCUCCUCCGCCGACCCCCAAUCCGCCGCCCCAGAAGAAGAUUUCUACCUCCAUCUUCACCUCCCUCCCGAACUCGACCUCCCGCUCCCAGCAACAACCCAAAUCUACCACCAACCGCCCCGCAGCUACCUGAUCCCACGAUGGGACCUCGGGCCCGAAAGCGGCGCCUUCACAAGGAUAGAAUUCCCGGGGAUAGGCAAAGGCGGCGGCUCCCAAGAAGACGUUGAUACAUUCGAGACCAUCCUCGCCCAAUGUACCGCCUUCCUCGAGCGCGCGCCAGCUCCCAAGAGCGCACGCCCGCACCGCAGCAAGAGUAACAAGGAACUCCCCAUUGCACCCUAUGACCCCUCUGCUUUCAAGCCCGGAGAGGGCUACGUGCAAGGUAGUUCCAGUUCCCACGAGGGAGGACAAAUCGUCCUCAUCGACGAGGAAAAUGGCUCCGUGGUCGGCGAACUAGGAGAAGGGUUCCACGUCGUCGAAGACUCCAAAAUGAAAGCUGGAUCCAAAGACCCAGUAGAAAUCACCCUCCCCUCCGAUGGCUCCCAGAACAUAAACGUCUCGCCCGCCUCCGAAGCCUACCUAGAGAUGUCCCUCCACCCGGCCUACAAAAACAGCACCCUCGUCUCCAAAGCAGCCAUGGCCUCGCGCCUCAUCGUCACGACCUCCUCCUACGUCUCCAAAACGCUGCAAUCGCAAGCAGACACUUUUACUCAAAAGACGAAACCGAACUCCAAACCCAUGACCUUUACGCCGACCACGCACUCGCGCAUCCGGAAAGUACACACCUUCUCCGAGGGCGCGGUCGGGUUAUCGGCCAAGACGGUGGGGCAGGUAAGUAAAUACGCGCAGAACCUGGGCGCCACGCUCGCGAAGAGGGGGGAGAGGAGUCAGCGUGCGAAGAACGGGAUUGGGGCUGACGGCCAGCCGAUCGAGGACUAUAAACCUGGCCUUUUGAACAAAAGCAUGAUGGCGUUCUCGACGAUAGCAGAUGGCAUCGAUCAAGCGGGGCGGAAUCUACUCGCUGGGACAAGCACCGCGGCCACGACGGUGGUGAGCCAUAAGUAUGGCGCGGAAGCCGGGGAGGUCAGCAGGUCGAUAGGCGGCGGCUUUAAGAAUGUGGGGUUGGUGUACAUUGACGCCGCGGGCGUGAGCCGGAAGGCGAUCGUGAAGAGCGUCGCGAAG